AUGCAGGUAGUGCUGCCCAGUGAGCUGCAGACCCAGAUCCUCUUGCUCGCAUGCCGGGCGGACGAAGAGGAUGCCAAACCCAUAUCUUCUUUGCACCAGAUCCUUGAGUCGCUGGACCCGCCGGGGUUUGAGCCUGUGAGCAGGACCUGGGCGCUGACGUACGACCCAAUGGCCUUGCAGCAGCUCAUGGUGCUCAACCGCGCAUUUUACGCGAUUGGCGCUACUUUACUUUACCGAUCCAUUGCCAUAUACCGACCUUCCCAACUUUCUCUUCUUCUACGCACACUUGCCGAGCGGCCUAUCCUCGGGAAAAGCAUAAAGCACUUGUACAUUGGCGCUGUGAAUCUCGCGUCAGAGCGGCUCAUGCACAAUCUCGCAGCAGGGUUCGCCUCCUAUGAGCAGGCUUUUGGAAUCGAGACAGACGUACAACGCGUACGUACCUACCAUGCAUGCACGUCAAAAGGCUCUUUGCUGCCCCAUGCCAUGGAGCUGGAUAUGGCCGAAGUGCUGGCCAUCCAAGCCGGGCCUGCUGAGGCACAGGGUAUCGAUAUUCGGCAUCCGCGCAUGGAUCUACACGGAGACACCAUUUCGCUGCAUGAAUGGGUACUGCGCCUGUACGAAGCUCGCGCCUGCUUGCAUUGGCUGCGUAUGCUGGUACGGGACGAACGUGCGAGAGAGCUGCGCCGCUGGCACGCUUCGCCAUACAAUGUUGAGGCACGAACGUACACCUUACGAGCUGGAUCACCACAUGCUAUGGCACAUGUUGACUCAUUUGAGCACCAUGGUGUAGAUACCUCGGACCCAUUUAGUCCACGUCCGCUUCAUUUACGUCGUGCUGGCACACGACACGAUCCAAUGGAUUGGGCGGAUGCAGGUGAUAUACUGUUUUCUCUUCCUGCCUCGGAUGACGAUGUCCAUAUUACCUUGGUGUGGCAUGUACUUCAAGAGUUGGACACAGACAUACUUCCCCGAUGGCUCUCCGUGCUCGUCGCCAAGGCACUGGCAUACGGCCGCUGGCUGGCGAUGGACAUGGUGCGUGAACACACACCAACACCAGAUGUGAAUGCGUCCGAUCUGGCACCUUUGCCACCGGCUUGGCCUUUCUUCGCAAGAGAUCGAUUUGAUGACAUAUGUUUGUACGCCCACUCUGGUGUUGUUCACUGGGUCUGCCUUACAGAUGGUGAAGAGCCCGUGAUAGAUGAGGCGGAUGCGAAUGUAUGGGCCUCGACCGGCCGGCAUGGCGAGCAGGCUAUUUGGGAGAGCUGGCCACGCUUCCCUUUUGGUAUAUCCAUGGCUCAAUGGCAAGUACCUUUGCGUGGAUCCACGGCACUGCCAUAUGUGCCAUCACCACCCCAGCACACGCUUGGCGGUCUUGUACAGUCGGUUCAGGCAUUGCUUGGCAUGACACCUGAGCUUGAAGUUCUGGGCCUUAGCGGUGUGCUGGAACGUGCCGUGGCUGGGCACCGUGCAUCUGUAGCCCUCCCUCGACUACGUUGGCUUUCGGUGGGACCACCGCCACCGUUCUGGGCGCAUGCCCUACAAUGGGGAGACGCGUCGCAUACCCUCUUGACGACCCUACGACACAUUUCCGUGACAGGGUGCAUGUUGCUCGGCGAUGAAGCACGUGCAUUGGGCGGUGUAGCAGGCACAUUACCUCACCUCACUUCUGUGACGUGGUCCAUGCACCUAGGAGCAAUGGAUCAUGGCGGCGUUGGCGUCAUUGCUGCCAUGGCCAUUAUUCUUGGGGUCGAGAUUCCUGGUGUCGUUCCUGCGCCACCAGCAAAUCUCCCACGCCGAGGUGUACAGCGUCUACACAUGAUUCUUACACAAAGAGACUAUGAUCGCAUCCAGGCGACGGCACCGCCGUACCUACUCGAAGAUACGCGCCUGCACAUGGAAAUCAGCACAGCCAAAGGGCCGAUACACCCUAUCGUACACGAAUGGGCCUGUCAGACACUUUUCACAUGA
Messenger RNA from Malassezia pachydermatis, 1968 nucleotides. RefSeq lists its product as hypothetical. The coding region runs from base 1 to 1968 and encodes 655 amino acids. The record is from RefSeq and is a predicted model, not a curated record. Lineage: Eukaryota; Fungi; Basidiomycota; Malasseziomycetes; Malasseziales; Malasseziaceae. The transcript has a single exon.